AUGCCUUUCGUCCUAUCUGAGAGUUUGUCCCGCGUCAAGUGGCCCAGCAACGAGAGCAUUCACGCCGGAAGCUCCUCUAGUGGUUCCGGAAUCCACAGCCCUGCCUCUCCUAACUCCUUCUCGCCCAUAUCCACUUCCCCGGACAACACCCUGAGACGCAGAAUCCGCAGAUCUUCCAGCCUGGGUACAGUAAUCCAGGAACCCUUCGUCAUCCGCUCAGACGCCAGAGACUCCAGAAGCCAGAGCCCUGCCUUGAGCUUCCACGAAGACGAAGAAUCUGACUUUCUGUCGCAACUGUCCAGACUUAUCGGAUGGUACCCUUGCUUCCUGCUCCGCAUCGCCAAGACCUUAUUGGUCGGAUUGCUGCCAUCCACUUGGAGACAGCUCAUAUUCGCCCUGCCUGUUCUUUGGCUAUCCGUGUGGGUGUGGUGUUUCACUCAACUGAUGCAGCUACCGCUCACCAUCAUCAAGAUCCUGCUAUCCAUAGUCCUGUCGCCAAACACCACCAAGAGCAGUAAGAAGAGGACCGUGCUCAUUAGCGGAGGUAGUACCAUCCAAGCGCUGCACCUGGCUAGGAACUUCUACUCUGCGGGGGCUAGGGUAGUAGUAUGUGAGGUCGAAGGGCUUUUUGCUCUAGCUAGGUACUCGACAGCCGUGAGCAAGUUUUACACGGUGCCCAGACCUACGAGCGACCAGCAGCAAAAAUACGUCAGAGCCUUAUGCGAGAUCGUUGAUAAGGAGCAAGCUGUUUAUUACAUUCCUGUAGCGGCUACUACAUCAGCUUACUAUGACGCCGUGGCUAAGCCUCACCUGGAGCUUCUUGGCUGCUCUUGCUUCGGGCCUGGUAUCAAGGAGGUUUGGGUGCUGGACGAUACCUUGGAGGUGCUGAAGCGUUGCCAGAAGUACCAGAUACCUACUCCCAGCUACCACGUGGUUACUUCCAGAGAGGACGUGCUGAAGCUUUAUGACACCGGAGCUAUCCGGAGAGGUCUUUAUGUUAUGACGACAGCUGGACCUAGAGGGCUAAGAGAGCGGUCUAAAAUAUUGUUGCCGUUGUCUAGAGCAGACUUGAAGAUACCUAACGAGAUCAGCGAGCAGAAACCAUGGGUGGUCGUACAGAAUCUAGAGGGCGAGCACUUCAUGACUUGCACCACCGUCAAGGAAUCUCACGUCAUAGCUAACGUCACCUGCAAAAUGAGCAAGAACAACACGGAGCUGGUACCAGUGGAGCAUAGAGAGAUCAACUUGUGGCUGAGCAAUUUCUUCAGCAAGCUGGCGCUGCUGCGACCCAUAUCCGGCCACAUAAGCUUCAGGUUCGUGGUUUCUAGGGAUUCGGGGUUGGUGGUGCCGCUCAGUAGCAGAGUGGGGGUAUCGUUGCCUUACAUCUGCUACACCAACGUGCACCCUCGGCUGGUUUGGAAACCCUGCAAGCAUUUCAACAGGCAGAGCUCUGGGCCUUUGGUCAACAGCAAUGGAGUUUAUCAGAUGCCUAAGACGGUUAUGAGUACUGUGCAUAAUCCUUCUAUCGAGGCUGUGACGAGGCUGAUUGGCACGGUUUUGGAUAGGAGGGAGGCCAUAUUCGCCAUGUGGGAUCCACUGCCGUACUGCGCGUACUACCACAUGCAGUUGCCUUUUAAGAAUGUGCUGGGGUUCAUGCAAAGGCAGAGAUUUCCUAGACCGACCACGGUGACUGUGCGAUGA
This is a messenger RNA of Phaedon cochleariae (mustard beetle), 1701 nucleotides long. The record is from the annotation of a GenBank genome assembly. NCBI's taxonomy places the organism in Eukaryota, Metazoa, Arthropoda, Insecta, Coleoptera, Chrysomelidae.